UCACAUCAUAAUGAAGACACUGAUAGUGGUGAUGUUGGUGGAGUAGUGCUCGAGCAGUCAACUGGUGGGUGGACUGAUGAGACAACACCUGCGUUGGAGCCAUUGGUCGAGACAUCUGCAGCGUCAGAGCAGCUUCAUGCCAAGAUGUUCUAUCGUCCGCCUAUCUUUCGUGACAAUGAUAACAAGAUGCGAUACAUUACAUUGGGUUGGGGCAUCCUGACCAUGCUGAUAUCAGGCACACUCUAUGGCUUCAGUGUCAUCUCCAACAACGUCAAGACUCAACUACACUUUGAUCAAACCGAAAUCAACACCUCAAUAUCUCUUGGAGAUGUUGGAAUAUACCUUGGAGUCACAGUCGGAUACUUGUUUGAUUUAUAUGGCCCUUUCUAUACUUCAUUGAUCGCAGCAGUCUACUACAUCAUUGGAUACUUUGGCUUCUAUCUUAUGCUGGUGGACCGUUUCCCCUCCAACCCAUACUUGCUCAGCUUCUUCUUGUUCAUGGUGGGUCAGGCAUCACAUGCCUCAUUCACAGCGGCAAUCAUCUCCAACAUCCACAACUUCUCAUUGAAACACCGUGGCAAGAUCAGUGGUGGCCUUGUCGGUCUGUUUGCCACAUCUUCCGGCAUGUUUGGCAUCAUCUAUCGCAACACAUUUGGCGUUCACAAGGAUGUCCAAGGAUACAUUCUCUUCCUCUCCAUUCUCUGUUCCAUCGUCUCAUUCCUAGGUGCAUUCCUUCUUCGAUACAUUGAGGACUUGACAGCAUCUACUUCAGGUACCAAUAAUACAAACUAUAAUCUAUUGACAAAGGAGGAUGUAGAGGAGUCACCAAUACUGAAAGAGGACACAACUGACGAUGCCAACAGUCCAAACUAUCUUGAUGGCAAGCGAGACAUAAGUGGACGUAACCUUCUAAAGACUUCAGAAUUCUGGUUGAUGUUCACCAUCUACUUCUUUGUUGCAGGAUGUGGCUUGAUGUUCCUCAACAACAUUGGAUCAGUUGGCAAGUCUUUAAAUAAGAAAGAGAACUUACGAACUGACUUGGUGAUUGUGUUUGCAGCUUGCAACCUCACUGGAAGAUCUACAUUUGGUCUGAUGUCUGAUUUAUUCUCAAGGAAGAUAUCAAGGUUCUGGUUCCUAUUCUUUUCAGCCACCAUAAUAUCAAUCACUCACAUGUUCUAUGCCUUCCACACCGAUUCACUCUACAUUGUGGCCACCAUAUUCACCGGUAUUGGCUACGGUGGUCUAGUCUCCACCAUGGUCCUACUCACCAGUCUUCGCUUUGGUGUUCGCAACUUUGGACUUAACUUUGGAUUGUUGGCCAUUGCCUCUGCGGCUGGAUCAUUGACAUUUGGAUACAUUAGUGGAGAGUUGUAUGAUUCAAAGGCUGACGAGACUAAUGAUCAGUGCUUUGGCGAGCAAUGCUUCUUCCAUUCAUUCCUACUCAGUGCCUUCUGUAAUGCCUUUGCUGCAUGUAUAGUACUCUAUUUAAUCUUUAAAUCAAGGAGAAAGUCCUUUGCU
This is a messenger RNA of Acytostelium subglobosum LB1, 1518 nucleotides long. RefSeq lists its product as hypothetical. Lineage: Eukaryota; Evosea; Eumycetozoa; Acytosteliales; Acytosteliaceae. Gene Ontology annotation, cellular component: membrane. The transcript has 6 exons. The record is from RefSeq and is a predicted model, not a curated record. The annotation marks the transcript as partial.